This is a messenger RNA of Cannabis sativa, 1760 nucleotides long. RefSeq names its product putative RING-H2 finger protein ATL21A. Bases 423 to 1580 code for a protein of 385 amino acids. The transcript has 2 exons. Gene Ontology annotation, molecular function: polysaccharide binding. The record is from RefSeq and is a predicted model, not a curated record. Lineage: Eukaryota; Viridiplantae; Streptophyta; Magnoliopsida; Rosales; Cannabaceae.
AUCUCGUUAAAAUCCAUGCAGUGACGACUAAUUAAUUAAUGUGCUUUACAAGUUAUAAUGCAGAUGAUUAAGCCCAUUAAGCUUUGUGGCCGAUCAGGGAGGUAAAGUUAGUUGCAUGAUUUCAUAUUAAAAUUAGUUUGGUGUAAUGACCCAUUUGGAUAUUCCACUAUUAAAUCUUAUUUUAUUUGCAAAUCUUAUUUUCUGUUGGUCUUAUCUAAGGGCAUCUGGCGUACAAGUUAAUAAUGCUAUAAAAGCAUUGACCACUCUUAAAUCAUAUUAUAUUUCCUCUACACUGGCUGCACCACUAUUUUAUACAUUUUGACUUUAUAACUCAUAUAUUAUAUUUAACGAGAUUAAAUAUAUGCCAUCACUAUUAUACAUUAACUCUCCCCAAACUUUAGAUUCAGGAUUUUAACAAAAAUAUGGGUUCCCCUAAAAUCCUCUUGUUUCUUCUCUUCUUCCUAUUUCCCACUUUAAACGCACAAAAGCAUUGCCAAAUCUCCAUGUGUGGCAAUAAAUACAUCCCUAUUCGAUUCCCUUUUCGGCUAAAAUCUCAUCAGCCUCGAAGAAACUGUGGCUACCCAGGUUUCGACCUGAGUUGCAAUAAGCAGAACACAACAGUUUUGAAACUCCCUUUUUCUGGGGAAUUUUAUGUUCGAGAGAUCAACUACGUAACUCAAGAAGUACUUCUCUAUGAUCCUCUUAAGUGUCUUCCUCGUAGGCUUUUGAGCUUCAAUCUUGCAGGGUCUCCUUUCAUAUCUGCUUUUUAUCAGAACUACACCUUCCUCAGUUGCCCAUCUUCCUACACCAAGUCUCGUUUUGCUCCCAUAGAUUGUCUUAGCAACUCAACUCAUUCUGUUUUAGCUACCUCUUCAAUGACUCUUGCUAACCAAAUAUUGGCCGAGUCGUGUAAGCUUAUGAAAACUAUAACAGUUCCGGUUAAAAGACCUGUUCAGUUCAAUGAAGGAUUCUCCAACAGCCUUAAUAAUGAUCUCCAUUUGACAUGGUAUGAACCCGAUUGUAGUAUUUGUGAAUUACAAGGAGGCAUCUGUGGUUUCAAGAGUAACACCAGCAAAGAAAUCGGCUGCUUCUUCAAUCGUGAAAAUAGUCGAUCAAACGAUGGUCUCCAAAUAUUCAGAAUCAUUUGCUUGGCCAUUGCCGUGCCAGCCAUGACAUGCGCAAUUGGGAUAGCCUGUUUCGCUUGCCUUGUAGAUAGGUCACAUCGAGGUCAUGCACGGCGGAGACCAACAGCAGUGGCGGCCGCACCAGAUGGUCUUGAACACAGCAUUGUCAUGGUGGGCCUGGAUGACUCCACCAUAGAAUCAUAUGAAAAGGUUGUUCUUGGUGAGAGCAGGCGGGUACCGGGUCGAAAUGAUACCACUUGUCCUAUAUGCUUAUCUGAGUACUGCAGCAAAGAGACUCUGAGAUGUAUACCUGAGUGCAAACACUGCUUUCAUGCUGAGUGUAUAGACGAAUGGCUCCGGUUGAACGGAACUUGUCCAGUUUGCAGAAACACCCCAUCUCCAUCCCCUGCUCAUGUUAACUCGGAUUCAGAUCGUGCUAACUCAGAAACUUUCUGAUAAAGUAGUAAUUUUUGUGCCGUCUCCGAUCACACAUAGGUCUUUUUUUUUCUUUUACUGUACAUUUGUAUUUUAAAGAUUUUUUUUUAAGAGAAAAAUCACAUCGAUAUAUUGCUACCAACAAGCAUGUGUAACAUACCUUUCAAGAGACAAAAAUACUAUGAUUGCACUCUAAAGAAA